AUGCUGGACAGUGAACCACGUGAUUUACUUGGACCUACACAUCAACGGCUCCUCAUGCAUUGCUUCAGUGAAUUGCCUGCAGAACCCCGUUUAGAGCAUCUCCGAAAAGAGAUGGAGGUUCAAUUAAAACAAUGGGCGAUUUUUGAGCACAAGCUUAUGGAGAAAAUGAAGUUGUGUUAUGAAAUGGAGUUUCCGGACGAUGCCUUGGUUGCUAUGAUGAAUGAGGAGCCAGAAAAUGUGAAGAAAACUAUCCUAAGGGCUCUGCAGCAUCGAUCAAACCUCUCAUCUGGCCUCCUAAAACAGGCCAUAUCUUUUCUAGGACAGAAUGUGUUCACCAACUUAAAGCAGUCUGCUAUUGAUGCCUUGGGCGGCCAAACUGCUUUACCAGAAGAUAUUCUCUACGCUAUAAUACGUCAAUUGGAGCAUUCUAAUAAGGAUAUAAGGCAGUCUGCUAUUGAUGUCUUAAGCAGCCGAACUACUUUAUCAAAAGAUAUUCUCUAUAUUAUAUUACGUCAACUAGAGCAUUCCAAUAAGGAUAUAAGGCAAUCUACUAUUUAUGCCUUAGACAGCCAAACUGCUUUGCCAAAAGAUAUUCUCUACGCUAUAAUGCGUCAACUAGAGGAUCCUGAUAAGGAUAUAAGGCAGUCUACUAUUUAUGUCUUAGGCAGACAAACUGCUUUGCCAAAAGAUAUUCUCUACGCUAUAAUGCGUCAAUUGGGGCAUUCUGAUAUAAGUAUAAGGUGGUCUGCUAUUAAUGCCUUGGGCAGCCAAACUACUUUGCCAGAAGAUAUUUUCUACGCUAUAAUGCGUCAACUAGAGAAUUCUGAUAAGGAAAUGAGGCAGUUUGCUAUUACUAUCUUAGACAGACAAACUGCUUUGUCAGACAACAUUCUCCGAGCCAUUGUGCCUUUGUUUUUCAAGAACACCUCCAAUUUUGGUUCUCAAUAUACAAGCAUGCUACUCAAUCAGGAUAGCUUCUACGAUGUUUUCCCAAAUUUUGAUGCAGAAACUUUAUGUUCAUCAUACAGAGUAUUGGUUCGGCAAAGCUUUAGCGAGCAAUUAAGUUGCCAUUGGCAGGAUGAGGCUUUCUAUAUUAACAUACCGGAUCGGCAAAGAAAGAUUUCCUUGGUGCAGAACAAGGACGUGAUUCUGAAUGCGUUUCGAGACGAAGCUGUGGCAAUGGGAAGGCCACCCAUCCCUUCAGCAGAUAACCGUAGAUUACGUUAA
Molecule: messenger RNA, 1227 nt
Organism: Talaromyces marneffei
Lineage: Eukaryota; Fungi; Ascomycota; Eurotiomycetes; Eurotiales; Trichocomaceae
Exons: 1
Coding region: 1-1227 (408 amino acids)
Source: RefSeq, a predicted model, not a curated record